AUGAAAGCCAGUGUUGUCAUUACUCUCACGACUAGUGCAAUUGCCGCCAGACAAUCGUACGAAUCGCUCAGCAAGACCGACGUAGCCGCCCUCGAACAUGAACUGGACAAGUGGAAGGCGUUGUAUGGCCCCAUUGCACAAGCCAACGGAUUCCUCCCCCCAGUCACUGUGAACUCCGCACGAAUCAACGGCCAUUACGUCGAAGAACUCCAGCGCUUCCACGACACUGUCCAAGACGUCCAAGAAGCAGCUUUGGCCAACCCCGACGCUGUAACGGUAGCGAGCUUCACAGAGUAA
Molecule: messenger RNA, 297 nt
Organism: Aphanomyces astaci
Lineage: Eukaryota; Oomycota; Saprolegniomycetes; Saprolegniales; Verrucalvaceae
Exons: 1
Coding region: 1-297 (98 amino acids)
Source: RefSeq, a predicted model, not a curated record